Closterium sp. Naga37s-1 is the source of this 3204-nucleotide messenger RNA. The record is from the annotation of a GenBank genome assembly. Lineage: Eukaryota; Viridiplantae; Streptophyta; Zygnematophyceae; Desmidiales; Closteriaceae.
AUGAUGGCUGGCGGAAGGUGGGAAGGGGAUGGGCAGAGGCCCAGUGGGCGAGAGUUUCAAGUACCGGUAGGUGAGCGAUGUGCACUGACAGGUGAGGAGUGGCUGACAGGUGAGGAGUGGCUGACAGGUGAGGAGUGGCUGACAGGUGAGGAGUGGCUGACAGGUGAGGAGUGGCUGACAGGUGAGGAGUGGCUGACAGGUGAGGAGUGGCUGACAGGUGAGGAGUGGCUGACAGGUGAGGAGGAGUGGCUGACAGGUGAGGAGUGGCUGACAGGUGAGGAGUGGCUGACAGGUGAGGAGUGGCUGCCAGGUGAGGAGUGGCUGACAGGUGAGGAGUGGCUGACAGGUAAGGAGUGGCUGACAGGUGGGGAGUGGCUGACAGGUGAGGAGUGGCUGACAGGUGAGGAGUGGCUGACAGGUGAGGAGGAGUGGCUGACAGGUGAGGAGUGGCUGACAGGUGAGGAGUGGCUGACAGGUGAGGAGUGGCUGACAGGUGAGGAGUGGCUGACAGGUGAGGAGUGGCUGACAGGUGAGGAGUGGCUGACAGGUGAGGAGUGGCUGACAGGUGAGGAGUGGCUGACAGGUGAGGAGUGGCUGACAGGUGAGGAGUGGCUGACAGGUGAGGAGUGGCUGACAGGUGAGGAGUGGCUGACAGGUGAGGAGUGGCUGACAGGUGAGGAGUGGCUGACAGGUGAGGAGUGGCUGACAGGUGAGGAGUGGCUGACAGGUGAGGAGUGGCUGACAGGUGAGGAGUGGCUGACAGGUGAGGAGUGGCUGACAGGUGAGGAGUGGCUGACAGGUGAGGAGUGGCUGACAGGUGAGGAGUGGCUGACAGGUGAGGAGUGGCUGACAGGUGAGGAGUGGCUGACAGGUGAGGAGUGGCUGACAGGUGAGGAGUGGCUGACAGGUGAGGAGUGGCUGACAGGUGAGGAGUGGCUGACAGGUGAGGAGUGGCUGACAGGUGAGGAGUGGCUGACAGGUGAGGAGUGGCUGACAGGUAAGGAGUGGCUGACAGGUGAGGAGUGGCUGACAGGUGAGGAGUGGCUGACAGGUGAGGAGUGGCUGACAGGUGAGGAGGAGGGGCUGACAGGUGAGGAGUGGCUGACAGGUGAGGAGUGGCUGACAGGUGAGGAGUGGCUGACAGGUGAGGAGUGGCUGACAGGUGAGGAGUGGCUGACAGGUGAGGAGGAGUGGCUGACAGGUGAGGAGUGGCUGACAGGUGAGGAGUGGCUGACAGGUGAGGAGUGGCUGACAGGUGAGGAGUGGCUGACAGGUGAGGAGUGGCUGACAGGUGAGGAGUGGCUGACAGGUGAGGAGUGGCUGACAGGUGAGGAGUGGCUGACAGGUGAGGAGUGGCUGACAGGUAAGGAGUGGCUGACAGGUGAGGAGUGGCUGACAGGUGAGGAGUGGCUGACAGGUGAGGAGUGGCUGACAGGUGAGGAGUGGCUGACAGGUGAGGAGUGGCUGACAGGUGAGGAGGAGUGGCUGACAGGUGAGGAGUGGCUGACAGGUGAGGAGUGGCUGACAGGUGAGGAGUGGCUGACAGGUGAGGAGUGGCUGACAGGUGAGGAGUGGCUGACAGGUGAGGAGGAGUGGCUGACAGGUGAGGAGUGGCUGACAGGUGAGGAGUGGCUGACAGGUGAGGAGUGGCUGACAGGUGAGGAGUGGCUGACAGGUGAGGAGUGGCUGACAGGUAAGGAGUGGCUGACAGGUGAGGAGUGGCUGACAGGUGAGGAGUGGCUGACAGGUGAGGAGUGGCUGACAGGUGAGGAGGAGGGGCUGACAGGUGAGGAGUGGCUGACAGGUGAGGAGUGGCUGACAGGUGAGGAGUGGCUGACAGGUGAGGAGUGGCUGACAGGUGAGGAGUGGCUGACAGGUGAGGAGGAGUGGCUGACAGGUGAGGAGUGGCUGACAGGUGAGGAGUGGCUGACAGGUGAGGAGUGGCUGACAGGUGAGGAGUGGCUGACAGGUGAGGAGUGGCUGACAGGUGAGGAGUGGCUGACAGGUGAGGAGUGGCUGACAGGUGAGGAGUGGCUGACAGGUGAGGAGGAGUGGCUGACAGGUGAGGAGUGGCUGACAGGUGUGGAGGAGUGGCUGACAGGUGAGGAGGAGUGGCUGACAGGUGAGGAGGAGUGGCUGACAGGUGAGGAGGAGUGGCUGAUAGGUGUGGAGUGGCUGACAGGUGAGGAGUGGCUGACAGGUGAGGAGGAGGGGCUGACAGGUGAGGAGUGGCUGACAGGUGAGGAGUGGCUGACAGGUGAGGAGUGGCUGACAGGUGAGGAGUGGCUGACAGGUGAGGAGUGGCUGACAGGUGAGGAGGAGUGGCUGACAGGUGAGGAGUGGCUGACAGGUGAGGAGUGGCUGACAGGUGAGGAGUGGCUGACAGGUGAGGAGGAGGGGCUGACAGGUGAGGAGUGGCUGACAGGUGAGGAGUGGCUGACAGGUGAGGAGUGGCUGACAGGUGAGGAGUGGCUGACAGGUGAGGAGGAGGGGCUGACAGGUGAGGAGUGGCUGACAGGUGAGGAGUGGCUGACAGGUGAGGAGUGGCUGACAGGUGAGGAGUGGCUGACAGGUGAGGAGUGGCUGACAGGUGAGGAGGAGUGGCUGACAGGUGAGGAGUGGCUGACAGGUGAGGAGUGGCUGACAGGUGAGGAGUGGCUGACAGGUGAGGAGGAGGGGCUGACAGGUGAGGAGUGGCUGACAGGUGAGGAGUGGCUGACAGGUGAGGAGUGGCUGACAGGUGAGGAGUGGCUGACAGGUGAGGAGUGGCUGACAGGUGAGGAGGAGUGGCUGACAGGUGAGGAGUGGCUGACAGGUGAGGAGUGGCUGACAGGUGAGGAGUGGCUGACAGGUGAGGAGUGGCUGACAGGUGAGGAGUGGCUGACAGGUGAGGAGUGGCUGACAGGUGAGGAGUGGCUGACAGGUGAGGAGUGGCUGACAGGUGAGGAGGAGUGGCUGACAGGUGAGGAGUGGCUGACAGGUGUGGAGGAGUGGCUGACAGGUGAGGAGGAGUGGCUGACAGGUGAGGAGGAGUGGCUGACAGGUGAGGAGGAGUGGCUGAUAGGUGUGGAGGAGUGGCUGACAGGUGUGGAGGAGUGGGGAGACACACGAGCGAGCAAUGAUGGCAGAAGUGGGAGAGGAACGGCAGCAGCAGGAGGGAGGGUUGAGCAAGACUGCAAGGGGGGCUGGUGGAGUGGAGUGUAG